AUAGCCAUCCAAUGCUAAGCUCCAGGACGGGUUCUUGUGUAUAUUUGCUUCUUCUUAAUUUUAUUUUUCCUUUUCUCGUUCUUGUUUUCUUCUUCCUUCCCCCCUUCUUCUCCCCAAACAGCCUUUGUUUGGUCAGCUGGAUAGGAGCUCAGAACGUUGUUGGCAGAUUACUGUUGGCAUUGCGGCGUACAUAUGUGAGCUGGUUGGCGCAACAAAAAGAGAGGAAUACGGAUAAAGAGAAGAGAUUGACGGUGAAGUCAAGCGGAGCUGCCACCAGCAAUUAGCUUCUGCAGUGAGAGGGACGGAGUACGUAUGCAGAAUAAGAUAGGUUGAUAUUGCCGGGUACCUGCUUGGUACCUGCCAGCUCUGCUCCGCUGGCCGUUCUCGUUCGACAGAGUUAAGAGUGCAUACUUAUGCUUGGUCCUCCGCUUGCUUCCUCUUCCCAUGUCAGGCCGGACGAGUUCGAUACCCAGCCCGUCGUUCAGACACGGCUCCGCGUUCGCCACCGCCGGGAAGCCAUGACAUGGGGACACUCGUUGAAGUCAUUUUUCCGCUGGCUAGUCGAGGUUACGUGCCAUGUACAGAGUAAGUACUCCGUACGCACACUAUUCUGGCUUUGUUGCCGCUGCUGCGUGCAUUCACGCUAGGCCGUCCCUCUUGGGAUGCCUGUACUGCCUGGUGUAAGAAACCAACGCAUAAUCCAUAUAUUUAUAGACCGGUUGCGGCGAUCCGUCGCGUUUGACUCAUUUUAAUGUAUAUUAUACCGUCCUAGCAGUGAGACCUCGUCUCAAGACCUCUGCAUAUAUCAAUAUAACUUGGGCAGUACAGAGUAUUAAUGCUCCAUCCAGCGGAGUUGAGAUCUCAACGUCUGACGUUGAUGUUUGUAUUUUUAUGGAGAAGAAAAGAAACAAAAAGGGGUAAGUUCGAGAUAUCUGGAUUAUGUAAUUAGGUUAUGUAAUUUUAUUGCAUAAGGAAACGCCAAGAGCAGAAAAGAGCGAGGAUGAAAAACCAACUGAACCAUGCCAAGACUUGCCUUGUUCGGAAAUAUCGCGACUUCGACGAGGCCGAAGCUGGAAACAUAAAAAGACACACACGGCGAGAAUAUCAAGCGAGCAGAGAAUGUGGGAGGGUGCGACGAGUGCAGAGCUAGGGGACUAAAGCUGCUGGGCUGGAGCCGGUUUUGCGUGAGACUAUAAUCUGACUAUAUUGAGUAACAUGAAAUCUGAUCCAGGUUUAUACGAUGCUAACAAGGUGCUAUUAGAUAUGACGGCCAUAUGUCAAGCAUUGCACCGAUUAAUUCCAUUUGUUCGUGCCAAACAGGCUUAUACCCAGCUCUACCUGAUGAUGGGAGCUUCAUUCGGUUUACUCUAUGAGAGUAGCCUGACCAUAGGGAGGAAGGAGGCAAGAAGCCGAGAGUGGUUGCUGCUUCUCCCAUACAGCAACCCGUGGGAUAAUAUUUAUUCUUCACAAAGGCUUCUUGUUCACUCACUCUCUCUCUCUCUUAAUCAACACAACUCUCGUUAUCAUACCAAGCAGUACAUUCGCUUCUAUCUCUUCAAGAUUUUAUUAUACCCGUCAGGUCACUCGUUUCUGACACUACAGUCGUUACAUUUAUCUGUACCAUUUCCCGUUGAAGAUGAGUACCGAUUCGGGAUACUGCAGCUUACAAUCUUCCCCAUAUUACAAGGAGCUGCAAAAUGGCUAUUUUACCGCUGUACCCGAUGUUUCAAGUACUUCAUCGUUCAGCGCUUCUGACUCCCCAGUCUCGCUUCAGUCGUUCCAACCUGGCGCGCCCCCGGACUCAAUUUCUGACAUCCUUGAGACUCGUAAAGAGGCCAAGGAAGUACUUCUGAUAUACCGUACCACCCUGGCCGAGCUUGAGUUAAGACGCAUGAGCGGCUCUCGGAAGGGGCUGCAGAGAUGGGUCGAAUACUGGACAAAUACUUACAAACCGGACUUUGCCCGUCCUCUCUGCCAAAAGAUCGAACUGGCCUGUCCGGAAAUCAACCGUAUCUUCAGGGAGGCCGCCCAGGAUGUCUACCAGAUCAUCAAUGAGAUUGACGCGUGCAUCACGACCGCCUCUCACCAGGAUGAAGUACGAGACUUGAUGGCAAGUAUGAGGUGCCGUAUUCAUCGGAUCGUCAGUGAAAGGCGGGUGCGGGCCAAUCAGCUCAUGGAAUGGCUUAGAUGUGACAUCGAGUCUACACCCGUGGAUAUACAGGACAAGAUGUUUGAUCGGUUAAAGAAGCAGGUCUAUGGCCUGAAUCCAUCAGGCCAUUACCACCCUAACCCCGAGGAAGAGGAAUGUGAGGAACGUGAGGAACGCGAGGACCAAAUGGAAGAAAAUGAAGAGACUAUCGAGGAGCGCCUCCGACAGCAGAUGGGACUUUUGAACAUGGCUACUCUUCCUGACAGUCUAAGGCAGAUUAUUGCAGUGGACAAUUCAAGGAGCCAGUGGGCGCUUUAUGCUACACAAGCAGAAACUUUUGCCAUGAACAACGCCGAGGGAAUGGUGUGA
Molecule: messenger RNA, 2518 nt
Organism: Trichophyton rubrum CBS 118892
Lineage: Eukaryota; Fungi; Ascomycota; Eurotiomycetes; Onygenales; Arthrodermataceae
Exons: 1
Coding region: 1637-2518 (293 amino acids)
Source: RefSeq, a predicted model, not a curated record